Molecule: messenger RNA, 795 nt
Organism: Eruca vesicaria subsp. sativa (arugula)
Lineage: Eukaryota; Viridiplantae; Streptophyta; Magnoliopsida; Brassicales; Brassicaceae
Source: the annotation of a GenBank genome assembly
AUGAUCGCCGCCGUCAGAGCAGCGUUUCUCAAGCCACAAGGCUAUUCUUCCAACGUCAAAACCGUAUUCUUGUUCCAUUCGACUCCCAUCCUACAACGCAAACAUAAAUCCAACUCAGAGACCCGAAACAAAAAGUUGUCAAGAAGUAGGGCAAAGCAAGACUUGCGUCGUAACGUGAAUGCUUUUGCAGAACACUUGUUUGGGAUAUGGAGUGAUGGGUUUGAUUACUCUGAGAAGCCCACCACGUGGUUCGAGAAACAGUACUUUAGGGUUUGCAAAAGAAACCGGAUUGGUAGAUACAUUCAUCAGCGUUUGGAUAAAAGUUGUUUUGAUUUCAGCGGAGUUGAUGAUGAUUGUGAAAUUGAAUACUUUCUAAGGAGUGCAUUGGGUGGAUCCUAUAAAGAGAGGAAAUCUCGAUGGAGAGCACGUCAUUUUUAUGGCUCAAAUACACAUGAAGACGACGGUGAAGCUGGCUCGUGGAGGUUUUCUAACAAAAGCAGUGGACGGUCUUGGGACUCAAGGCAACGACUAGAUCAAGAAGAACAAAAAGAAGAGGAACAUUCUUCAACAGACUUUAGCAACAUAGAUUCGAGCGAGCAGUCUCAUAGACACACCCUUGGUCUAAGUUCCUCAGGUCCCUUAAGCCUUGAAGAUGUAAAAAAUGCAUACCGAGUUUGUGCAUUAAAAUGGCAUCCAGAUCAUCACGAUGACUCUACCAAGGAUGCAGCUGAGGAAAAGUUCAAGCUAUGCAAUCUGGCAUAUCAAUCAUUAUGCGAAAAGUUUGCCAUGAACUAA